Hyaloperonospora brassicae is the source of this 1320-nucleotide messenger RNA. The record is from the annotation of a GenBank genome assembly. Lineage: Eukaryota; Oomycota; Peronosporomycetes; Peronosporales; Peronosporaceae.
AUGACGGCGACGCUGUCGGACCUCACGCUCGAUGAAAACGACUACGUGGAGCUCCUGCGCAAGCUGAUGACGGUGUCGGAACACGUUCAGAAUGCGCCGGGAUUAGGGCUCGUGCCGCAAGAAAACCUCGUGUCGGACUUUGUGCUGGCAGAGCUGAAGCCGUUUGUGGGCGCAGAGCUCACCGUCGAUCGACUCGAGUUUGUCGCAGGACGGGGCAAUGUCCUUCUUCAGUACGCGCCGCCGUCGUCGCGUGCGACGGACAAGACACUGGCGCUCGUGGGGGCGCACAUGGACGUUGUGCCGGCCAAUCCGGAAGGCUGGGAGCGAGAUCCCUUCACGCUUACUGUUGAAGGCGACAAGCUCUAUGGACGCGGCACGACGGACUGUCUCGGGCACGUGGCGCUAUUGACAUUGCUGUUCCGUGAACUCGCGAGGCACAAAGUGCCGACAAAGACACAGAUAGUGUGCGUCCUUAUUGCGUCCGAGGAGAAUGGCGAGAUCGAAGGCGUGGGGGUCGAGGCGUUGAUGGAAACUGGCAAAAUUGACUUUAUCAAGAAAGGACCAGUGUUCUGGGUCGACUGCUCCGACAGCCAGCCGUGUAUUGGCACAGCAGGGGCUAUCACUUGGACACUAAAGGCCACAGGCAAGCUGUUUCACAGCGGUCUGCCGAAUUUGGGCAUCAAUGGCCUGGAACUGGCAAUGGACGCAAUCACAAAGAUUCAGGAGUACUUUUACAAGGAGUUUGGACCAGUGGAGAAGGAAGCAGAGUACAACUACUCGUGCCCGUCGACCAUGAAGCCUACGCGCAUCGAAUCAUCGAUCAACGGACUCAACCAAAUUCCACCAUGGACCAAGGUUGCUGGUGACGUGCGCCUGUCUCCGUUUUACGACAUGAAAGAGAUGGUCACCAAGAUGACAUCGUUUGUUGAUCAUCUUAACGCUAACAUUGCGUCGCUAGAAGGCAACCGCGGUCCAGUGUCCAAGUACACGCUUCCGACUGAAGGCAUGGCUGGCAAGCUAGAACUUGUGUUUGACAAGAGCUAUUACGAAGGCAUCGCGUGCUCGUUGGACUCGAUUGGAUACAAGGCCCUCCAUUCUGCGAUCGGCGACGUUCUUGGAGAAGUGGUGCCGUUUUCCAUCAGCGGAAGUCUGCCUCUGGUUCGCGACAUGCAACGUGGUGGCUUUGACUUGACGCUCGUGGGAUUUGGCAAGAGCUCAGUGUAUCACGGCGACAACGAGUACUGUCUGCUGAGCGACAUGAAAAACGCAAUGAAGAUCCUUGCGCGCACGAUCGCGAACGUCGAUGCUGCUCAAGAGUGA